AUGCCUCCUCCUGUACGCGCUGAGGUAGCGCUGGUAUCCCUCCAGAAUUGCCUCGUCAAUCUACCCCCGGGACUGAUUGCGUUGAUCAGCAAUACCAAUAUCCCAGCUCAAAAUGUUGUUGUCGAACUGCAAUACCGGUCCCAGACUCUUUCCUCUGGCGCCGUCUCCAGUGGCAAUACUGCUGGCUUUCAACGAUCUGCUUAUGUUGGUUGGACUGGCAUGCCUAGCCGGACACGACCAGCGUCGCUUCUGAAUAACGAUCGGGCGCGGCCGGGGAGCAGGGAACAGGAUGUUCAAACCGUUGAGAUUGAUGCGACGUUUGCAAAGUUGCUCGGACUCUCAGAAGGCCAGAAGAUUGGCAUUUUGGUUCAUCUUGACCCGCCUGUCGCUCAUAGCAUCAACAUCGAGCCAUUGACACCUGCAGACUGGGAAGUUAUUGAACUGCAUGCCACUUUCCUGGAGUUAAACCUUCUAUCUCAGAUUCGUGCACUACCCAAUCCCGCAUACAGCAGUAAAACUACCGUUCAAGCGGAACAUACCCAUCCCUUAACUCUACACUUAUCACCAACGUCAACCGCAAAUAUUAUCGUUACCUCCCUGGUACCGCCUGUUCCAAACACCAUCCCGUUUGCGAAAAUAGCUCCGGAUGCAGAAGUCAUUGUUGCCCCCAAGACCCGGCCCAAAUCUACCAGGAGUGACAGGCGAGAUGCGAGGAGCACGGCAAGCAGGCGAAGCGGCAAAAGUGGUGUCAGCAACGCCCGGAACAGAACAGGUCCCGUGAGACCUGCAUUAUUCAUGCGCGCAAUCGACCGAGCAAUGGCAGGCAGCUUUUUCGAUGAAGACCAGAGCAUAUCCCAAAACGAUGACAAGCUCUGCAUCUGGCUCAGUAACGAAAUGAUUGCAUCUGAAAGCCUCAGAGCCGCUACAUGGGCAAACAUCACUAUUAUAAAACCGGCCGGUAUGAGGGCUCAGUUGGACAGUAGCCAGGUCAACCGACUCAAGGAAGAAGAGAACAGCGAAGUUGGAAGGCCGGCUUCUAAAAUUGUGGCCCAGAUCCUUCCCUGGUCCACCCCAAUCGAUGGCAAUCACGCAGUCCUGUCGACUUCGCUUUGCCAGAUGCUUGGUGCAGGAGGGAUGGUCGGACUCAUUGUCCGGGUCCAGGCUACUGGGCCACCCUUACCCCGUUACUCUAUCAAAAGGUUUCAAUUCUAUCCGUUUCUGCCCGUGAAUUCGAAAAAGAAAGACGGCCUCCAAUUUGGCGGAGAUUCGAAAGCAGCUAAACAAGCGCUGGCCGACAAGAUCCGACUAACAUUUGCUGGAGAUGAAGGACUGCUAUCUGGGCCAAUCACUGACGGAAUGGUCCUUCCACCCUCUGGAGAUUCCUCCUCUGCAGCAUCAUUUGAUGGCGGGAUUCUGAGAUUUCGUCGCCCUGCCGAGGUCGAAGAAGAUCAUGAUAAUUCGUGUUUAUGGGUGCUGGGACAAGAGCAAGACCAUGAAUUUGAAAUCAAGGCCGAAGUGCCCCGGCCUCUGGAGCUGACGACCAUGUUUCCCACCUUCGCCCACGGAAUACCUUCCAAACUUCCCACUUUGAUAGGUGUCGACGGGAUCAUUAGGCAAUGCCUUUCAAAUUUAACCCUAUGCUCUUCUGUGCUGUUGACCGGUGGAGUCGGGUCAGGCAAGACUUCACUCGCACAUUGCAUCUCACAGCGGCUUAGGGAGGACUACGUUUUCAAUGUGACGUACUUUGAUUGCCAGAAACUGGUGACGGACGAAACCAGGGUCUCGACAGUGAAGGAGACUCUUACGAGGCUGUUCAUGUCAGCGUCCUGGUGUGCACGCUUGGGCGGACAGUCAGUUGUCGUGCUGGACGACCUGGAUAAGAUUUGUCCUGCUGAGACUGAACUCGAGGUCGGCAACGACAACGGCCGCAGUCGCCAGAUCACCGAGGUUCUUUGUGCUAUUGUACGCCAAUACUGCAGCAUUCAUUCUGGCGUUACUAUGUUGGCCACCGCACAAUCCAAGGACUCGCUCAACAGCAUCAUGAUUGGAGGCCACAUAGUAGGUGAUAUAGUCUCCAUCAAGGCUCCUACAAAGGAAAUCCGUCGAGACAUUCUUGUGUCUCUCACAAAUGAUGGAUGGCAGCUCAAUAACCGGGGCCACAACCGCAACCAAAGUGAUACUCAAAGCAUGUCAGAGACUUCCUGGAUGGAUCCAUCAAACCCAUCCUCAAGGCCGACGUCUUCUGCUUCGUCACCACCGGCUGAGGGAUUCCGCGUUGCACCCAGUCUCGACUUGCUCGAUGUCGCCGGGAAAACUGAUGGCUACAUGCCCGCUGACCUCGUCCUUCUCCUGGCUCGCGCCCGAAAUGAAACUCUCACCCGUAUGAUAUCAGAAAAUGACGACUCAGAUGCACCACCGACCUUGACGAAGGGUGACUUUGACGCGGCAUUAAAGAACUUCACGCCUUCUUCCCUCCGCAACGUGACGUUGACCCACUCGACCACCACAUUCUCCUCGAUCGGCGGUCUGCACGACACCCGUAACACCCUCCUCGAGACACUCCUUUAUCCAACAAAAUACGCACCUAUCUUUGCGCGAUCUCCUCUCCGUCUCCGCUCAGGGCUAUUGCUCUACGGGUACCCCGGCUGUGGGAAGACACUUCUCGCCUCUGCCGUGGCGGGUGAGUGCAACCUCAACUUCAUCUCUGUCAAAGGCCCGGAAAUCUUAAACAAGUAUAUCGGUGCCUCUGAAAAGUCGGUUCGAGAUCUAUUCGAGCGCGCCCAGGCUGCGAAGCCAUGCGUCUUGUUCUUUGACGAAUUUGACAGCAUUGCGCCGAAACGAGGACACGACUCCACGGGCGUGACAGAUCGAGUGGUCAAUCAGAUGCUUACGCAGAUGGAUGGUGCCGAAGGACUUGAGGGAGUCUACGUGCUGGCGGCCACCAGCAGGCCAGACCUGAUUGACCCGGCGCUUCUCAGACCAGGACGGCUGGACAAGAGUCUGUUGUGCGACAUGCCAGAUAUGAAUGAUCGACUGGAUAUUUUGACGGCGGUCAGCGCGAAACUACGGUUGAAGCCCGAGGUACAGAAUCGACUACUCAGCGUUGCACAGCGCACCGAAGGCUUCAGUGGCGCAGACCUUCAGGCGCUCAUGUACAACGCCCAUCUCGAGGCCAUCCACGACUUGUUAGGCGACAAGCCAUCCGACCGGGAAAAGGGUCGGGAACUGGUCAACGGUACCAACAACAGCAGCGGUGGCAGCAGCUCAGGCGGGGGUGGGAAGCGCCGCAAACACCACAGCACACAAGGGAAGCACGAUUUCUUCCACUUUCUGUAUUCGGCCGAGGAAGACGCCCUGGCAAGGAAGUCACUGGGCACGGGGGCCUCGACCAUGGAGUCGAAAGCGGCCAUUGCCUCGAAGAUUGACGAAUUGAAAUUGGCGCGGAAGCGUGAAAAGGCGGCUCUGAAGAGCAGCUUCGCACGCCGGGCACCUUCCCACGACCUAGGAGGCUCGGGUGGAGGAGCUAGUGGUAUCUACGACGGCACGGCGGACGGAGACGCCGACGGCGCCGAGGCCAAUGGAUCCCGCAAGGACGAGGUGGUGAUUGAGUGGCGACACAUGGAGAAGUCACUGGCGACGACACGCAGCUCCAUCAGUCCCGAGGAGAGGCGACGGUUGGCCGCCAUCUAUCAGGAGUUUGUGGUCGGGCGAAACGGCGAGAUGCCCUCCGGUCAAGGCGGCAGGGAAGUCGGGGGCCGGACGAGCUUGAUGUAG
Molecule: messenger RNA, 3774 nt
Organism: Fonsecaea pedrosoi CBS 271.37
Lineage: Eukaryota; Fungi; Ascomycota; Eurotiomycetes; Chaetothyriales; Herpotrichiellaceae
Exons: 2
Coding region: 1-3774 (1257 amino acids)
Biological process (GO): protein import into peroxisome matrix
Cellular component (GO): peroxisomal membrane; cytosol; peroxisome
Molecular function (GO): ATP hydrolysis activity; ATP binding
Source: RefSeq, a predicted model, not a curated record